Crotalus tigris (Tiger rattlesnake) is the source of this 1681-nucleotide messenger RNA. RefSeq names its product MYC associated factor X (gene MAX). Lineage: Eukaryota; Metazoa; Chordata; Lepidosauria; Squamata; Viperidae. Gene Ontology annotation, molecular function: DNA-binding transcription factor activity; protein dimerization activity. Bases 158 to 619 code for a protein of 153 amino acids. Gene Ontology annotation, biological process: positive regulation of transcription by RNA polymerase II. The record is from RefSeq and is a predicted model, not a curated record. The transcript is spliced from 4 exons. Gene Ontology annotation, cellular component: RNA polymerase II transcription regulator complex.
AGGAGGAGACGACGGAGACGCCGACGACGGAGAAGGAGGAGGCUGAAGCUGCUCCGCGCGGGGGCUUGUUGUUGUUGCGGCAGCGGCGGCGGCUCUCCGCGGCUGGGCCCGCAACGCUUCCCUGGAAGACCCCCGAACUGCCCGGCCGGCAACAACGAUGAGCGACAACGAUGACAUCGAGGUGGAGAGCGACGCUGACAAACGUGCUCACCACAAUGCUCUAGAGCGCAAACGCAGGGACCACAUCAAGGAUAGUUUCCACAGCUUGCGGGAUUCUGUACCUUCACUUCAGGGAGAGAAGCAACAGGCAUCCCGGGCCCAAAUCCUAGAUAAAGCCACAGAAUACAUCCAGUACAUGCGCCGGAAAAACCACACACACCAGCAGGAUAUUGAUGAUUUAAGGCGCCAGAAUGCCUUGCUGGAGCAACAAGUUCGUGCACUGGAGAAGGCAAGGUCAAGUGCUCAGCUGCAGGCCAACUAUUCCUCUUCAGACAACAGCCUCUACACCAAUCCCAAAGGCAGCACCAUCUCUGCCUUUGAUGGCGGCUCUGACUCCAGUUCGGAGUCUGAGCUGGAAGAGCCUCAGAGCCGGAAGAAACUUCGUAUGGAGGCCAGCUAGAAGAGGCCUUGGUUCCCGCCGCCAUUAGACACUUGCUGGCUGCUUAAGGACUUUCUUUUUUCUUUAGUAGAGGCUCUCGGACUGCAGCUCCCUCUAUUCCUUGUCCCUUUCUUGCCCUUUUAAAGUUAACCUAACUCUGUGGCUUGGUAGCUUACCGUCUGGAAAUCACCAGCCAUAGCUUGGGGCAGAAUGCAAUUCUGCCCUGCGGCUACCAGUUUCUAGUACCAGGAAAGCCCAGACCAUUUGAUUAAGCUGAUGUCUCUGAGAUUGCCUGGCAUGUGUGGAGAUAGUGAACUCUCCAUUCUUCCACUAGAACUGCACCAGCCUCUGUUGCUUUUAUCAAAAUAUUGUUAUUUAUGAUAAUAAAUCCAGAUAGCCCCAGAAGAAUCUUGGUAAAGGAAAGAAGCAUGCAGAUGCAUGCAUGGAUGAUCCUUCUUGCCUGAAGGGAUGAUGCAAGAUUGAUGGCGAGACACAGAAAUUCAUUUCUUGGUUGUAUUUUGGCAAAUGAUGAAUUGGUAUUUAUUUCCCCCAAUGGAAUCUCUGUCUGGCCAGGUUCCUCCUCCUGCUACGGACAUUGGUAAUGUGAAGCUACAGAUUCAAACCAUGUUAAAUUCUUCCCUUUUCUGUUUUGAAUUUCUCAGAAACAGAGCCAGCUUUUUUAAUGUAAAUACACACAAGCUUUGUUACUUGGUACUAAUAAAUGCAUUUAAAGUGUGGACCUGCUCUCUGGCAAAUGGGCCAGUUUCCCAUGUGAAUUAAAGAGGCCUAGGCUGUAAGCAAACAAAGGCCUCUUUGCGCGUAGGUGUGCGUGUGUACACACAUAUGCAUGGAUAUGCACAUGCAUGUGUGUGUGGUAUGUGUGAUCCUUUUUUUUGUCUUCUUUCCACACUUGUUUGUGAUGUUUUCUGAAUUUAGUGUGUACAAAUGUAGCUUGGUCUCUGUCCAGGUGUGAGUCUAUUCCAUGGAACUGAAGUAUGUUGUACAUACUGCCCAAGAAUUGUCUUGCAAGUUAAGGCUUCCCUUUACUAUAAGACUAUAAAUAAAAAAAAAUAUUUUAUCCUU